Molecule: messenger RNA, 2747 nt
Organism: Ricinus communis (castor bean)
Lineage: Eukaryota; Viridiplantae; Streptophyta; Magnoliopsida; Malpighiales; Euphorbiaceae
Product: probable beta-D-xylosidase 6
Exons: 6
Coding region: 278-2668 (796 amino acids)
Biological process (GO): arabinan catabolic process; xylan catabolic process
Cellular component (GO): plant-type cell wall
Molecular function (GO): xylan 1,4-beta-xylosidase activity; alpha-L-arabinofuranosidase activity
Source: RefSeq, a predicted model, not a curated record
UCAAAAAACAAAAACUAAUCAUAGUUUUAUCCAUUACUUUUAAGAUUCUUGUGUAACUGAGCAAAGCUGAGUUUCUUACUAUCUUGAACUAGUUUAUUAAGUAUUUGAAUAAACUUUGAUUAAUCGAGCUGGAAUAGAUUUUUAUGGAACCCAAUUUGGAGUGGCUGCCCUCGUUUACACCCUCACCUUCUAUUCAGAGAAGUGAAAAAUAUUUAAAAGCAGCCGCAGAAAAAAAGGAGUAUUUAAACAUACUCUUUAACUGACUUUCAGACAUUAAAUGACUCUCUACUUGAGAUCCCUCUUUUUCUCCUGCAUAGUUCUCUUCGAACUCUCAGUCUCUAACUCCGAAUCACAUAAGCUGCAGUACCCAUGUCAGCCACCACUCCAUAACUCCUACACUUUCUGCAACCAGUCUUUAUCUGUACCCACUAGAGCUCACUCUCUUAUUUCACUCUUGACCCUUGAAGAAAAGAUCAAACAAUUAUCGGAUAAUGCAUCAGGAAUUCCAAGAUUUGGAAUUCCACCUUAUGAAUGGUGGUCUGAAUCACUUCAUGGGAUUGCCAUUAAUGGCCCUGGUGUUUCCUUCACGAUUGGACCUGUUUCUGCUGCUACAGGUUUUCCUCAAGUUAUUAUCUCUGCUGCUGCUUUUAAUAGGACUCUUUGGUUCUUGAUUGGAUCAGCUAUUGCUAUUGAAGCUAGAGCGAUGCAUAAUGUUGGUCAAUCUGGCUUAACAUUUUGGGCACCUAAUGUUAAUAUUUUCAGAGAUCCUAGAUGGGGUAGAGGUCAAGAAACUCCUGGUGAAGAUCCCAUGCUUACUUCUGCUUAUGCUAUUGAGUUCGUUAAGGGUUUUCAAGGUGGGAAUUGGAAGAGUGGUGUUAGUGGAAGUGGAAGCGGUAGAUAUGGAUUUGGAGAAAAGAGGAUGUUAAGAGACGAUGAUGGUGACGAUGGGCUUAUGUUAUCUGCUUGUUGUAAACAUUUAACUGCUUAUGAUCUUGAAAAAUGGGGCAAUUUCAGUAGAUAUUCAUUCAAUGCUGUGGUUACAGAACAAGAUUUAGAGGAUACAUAUCAACCUCCAUUUCGUAGCUGUAUAGAAGAAGGAAAAGCAAGUUGCUUAAUGUGUUCAUAUAAUGAAGUUAAUGGGGUGCCUGCUUGUGCAAGAGAAGAUCUCUUACAAAAAGCUCGAGAAGAAUGGGGCUUUGAAGGAUACAUUGUCUCAGAUUGUGAUGCUGUGGCUACAAUAUUCGAGUAUCAGAACUAUUCAAAAAGUGCCGAGGAUGCAGUUGCUAUUGCUUUGAAAGCAGGUAUGGACAUCAAUUGUGGUUCAUACGCGAUUCGCAAUGCUCAAUCUGCGGUUGAUAAAGGUAAGUUACGAGAAGAAGAUAUAGAUAGAGCUCUUCUCAACCUUUUCUCAGUUCAACUCCGACUCGGGCUUUUUGACGGAGACCGUAUAAAUGGGCAUUUUAGUAAACUAGGACCUGAAGACGUUUGCACUGAAGAGCAUAAGAAACUAGCACUUGAAGCAGCAAGGCAGGGGAUUGUGCUGCUAAAAAAUGAAAAAAAGUUCCUACCUUUGAAUAAAAAAGCUGUUUCUUCCUUGGCUAUUAUUGGUCCAUUGGCAAAUAAUGGAGGCAGUUUGGGUGGUGAUUACACUGGAUAUUCAUGUAAUCCACAGAGCCUCUACGAUGGAGUUCAAGCCUACAUAAAAAGGACAUCUUAUGCAGUUGGUUGCUCUAAUGUGUCUUGUGAUUCUGAUGAUCAGUUUCCUGAAGCAAUACAUAUUGCAAAAACUGCUGAUUUUGUAAUUGUAGUUGCUGGAAUUGAUUUGUCACAAGAAACUGAAGAUCGUGAUCGAAUUAGUCUUCUGUUACCUGGUAAACAGAUGGCCCUGGUAUCUUAUGUUGCAGCAGCUAGUAAAAAGCCAGUGAUUCUAGUUCUUACUGGUGGAGGACCAGUUGAUGUAUCUUUUGCCAAAAGGGAUUCUAGAAUUGCUAGCAUUCUUUGGAUUGGAUACCCUGGUGAAGCUGGUGCAAAAGCACUUGCAGACAUCAUCUUUGGAGAAUAUAAUCCAGGUGGAAGACUUCCAAUGACUUGGUAUCCUGAGUCAUUCACCAAUGUACCAAUGAAUGAUAUGAAUAUGCGAGCCAAUCCUAAUCGUGGUUAUCCUGGAAGAACCUACCGUUUUUACACUGGAGAACGAGUCUAUGGAUUUGGUGAAGGCUUAAGUUACACCAAUUAUGCUUACAAGUUCCUGUCAGCACCAAGCAAGUUGAGUCUUUCAGGAUCUCUGACAGCUACUUCCAGAAAGAGAAUAUUGCAUCAGAGAGGAGACAGGCUUGAUUAUAUAUUCAUUGAUGAGAUAAGUUCUUGCAAUUCUUUGAGAUUCACUGUGCAGAUAUCUGUCAUGAAUGUUGGAGACAUGGAUGGAAGUCAUGUUGUGAUGUUGUUCUCCAGAGUGCCACAAGUUUCUGAAGGCACUCCAGAAAAACAACUUGUUGGAUUUGAGCGCAUAAAUACUGUUUCUCAUAAAUCUACUGAAACAAGCAUCUUGCUAGAUCCUUGCAAACAUCUUAGCAUUGCAAAUGGGCAAGGAAAAAGGAUAAUGCCGGUAGGCAGUCAUGUUCUAUUGUUAGGAGAUUUACAGCAUUUUGUUACAAUUGAGGCUUAUUAAUGCCAUUUGUGAUUCAAAUGAAUAACUGUUUCCAAUAAGUCAUAUAAUGCAUGAAGAAACAUGAUAUCUUGGGAAGAAA